Messenger RNA from Dentiscutata erythropus, 1065 nucleotides. NCBI's taxonomy places the organism in Eukaryota, Fungi, Glomeromycota, Glomeromycetes, Diversisporales, Gigasporaceae. The record is from the annotation of a GenBank genome assembly.
AUGAGACCAGCUAGAAAGCAGGCAGACGAAUCCAUUCUAAAAGUAGGACCGUCAAGACUCUCAUCUACUGAUACUCCUGGCACGUUCUAUAAUAUAUGGUACAAUAAAUGGUCAGGCGGUGAAAGGACAUCAAGAUUUUCAAGAGAGAAGGCAAAAACGCGUUGUAGCGUAGCUCUUGAUGCCGGUGAAACUAAAGCUGAUAAAAUGCCUAGUACAUAUUUCUGCCUAUAUUUUGCACGUGGAUGCUGCCCUUUCGGACAUGAAUGUGGUUUUUGGCACAGAAUACCUACGGAAUCGGACCCUGUAGACUCUACGAUUGAUGUGUUUGGACGCGAUAAAUUUAAUGAAUAUCGAGAUGAUAUGGGUGGCGUUGGUUCUUUUAAUAGGGAGAAUCGGACGCUUUACGUUGGAUAUAUUCACAUUAAUCCUGAUAUGGAGGUAAUAGUUAAAAAGCACUUUGGUGAAUGGGGUGAAAUCGAAAAAAGCGUAGCUUUUGUGACGUAUAUGAGCUCUCUCAACGCAGAAUUUGCUAAAGAGGCAAUGAGUAACCAGAGCUUAGAUCAUAAUGAGGUACUCAAUGUACGAUGGGCUACCGAUGAUCCAAAUCCUCGUGCUAAAGCUGAAUAUAAGAGGAAGGCAGAAGCACUUGCAGCACAAGCAAUACAAAAAAGUCUUCCUGCUGAAUUCACACUAGGCAAUACAGAUUACACAAACAAACGGCCUAGAAUGGAUUAUAACUCUAUACCGGAUCAAUACGGGCUAGAGGGGUACCAAACACCACUGGGUUUGGAACAACCUGUUUAUUAUGAUCAGUCCGUUGGAAGUGGUGAUGGACAACAUGUAGAAACAACAGUUGCACCUACAGAAAGUGGUAAAAAUUCAUCAUCCAUACAGCACAAAACGUCAAUUGUUUCACCAGAAACUCUUGAAUCAUUGAAACAUAUUUCACAGAGUCUGCACUCGGCAAAUCUUAAGCCAACAAACACAAAUUCUGUACAAAAGUCUGCGUUAACAGGAUUAGCAGAUUAUGACAGUGAAGAAGAUCAAGAGAGCGAUGAUGAAUAA